Molecule: messenger RNA, 369 nt
Organism: Vicia faba (fava bean)
Lineage: Eukaryota; Viridiplantae; Streptophyta; Magnoliopsida; Fabales; Fabaceae
Source: the annotation of a GenBank genome assembly
AUGAAACAAUUUAUUCGCAAAUUCUCUUGUAUUAAUGACUCUUCGAGUUACUCUCUUCUCCAAUCCAACUCAAUCAAAUCACAACAGGCCGAAUCAGUCCAUUCAGAUCAUGUGCCAGAGGGUCAUGUGCCGGUGUAUGUGGGAGAAGAAAUGCAGCGUUUCAUCCUCAAUACAGAGUUACUCAAUCAUCCAGUUUUUGUGAACCUCCUCAAUUUAUCGGCUCAAGAAUACGGUUACAAACAGAAAGGUGUGAUUCGAAUCCCAUGUCGUGUUUCCGUGUUUGAACAAAUUCUUGAAGCAGUUCGACUCGGUCAUGACCCACAAAUUAUUCGCGACAUCCUCGAUUCCUCAUCCGAUGAGGCUUCUUAA